CAUACAUUAUCGUGUGAUUCUCUCGUAAACAUGGCUGAAACAGCGGAAGACCACCGAACGUCUUCGGAAAAUGAGACAUCAGGAGUGACAGGUUCUGCAGAAUCUAUAGAUUUAUCUUGUAUCCACUGGGGGUACCUAAACUGUACACUAUUAAAAGAUCCAAAGAAGAUUAAGGAUAAUAUUUGGCAGACAUUUUGGGUUGAUCUCUGUGGAUCUACACUCAGGCUUUAUAAGGAUUUAUCUCUACCACAAAAUUCUGCCGAUCAACUGCCUCCUUCAAGUCUCAGUGUGCCCUCUAAUGAGAAUGAAAAGAAAGAAGCUUUUAUUGUCUUGAAGAAGGGGACAAAAGUUCAAAUUUUAGAACCAGGAUUUGAGUCACACAAGUCGCAAAAGAGGAAAUUCACAGUGAACAGAAGACAUGUCUUCAAGGUUUCUUUUACCAGUGGAGGCACAAACUCACCAUCCUACCUGUUUCAGGCUCCAACCAAAGGAAGCAUGUAUAGAUGGAUUAGCAAAAUUGAAGAAGCAAUUGAUAUGUCUGACAAACCACAGAAUGAAUCCACAACAGUUGUUUCAGCUGUAACUUCAGCGCUAACAUAUUUGAGGGGCUUUUCAUUUUACAAGAGACUCAAAGAAGCUAAACUUCGUUCAAUGGAGCAACAAAGAUUCCGUAUGGCUCCAGAGAUGAGAAUCCCUGAUAGAGAUGACAUUGAUUCUGGCAUGGAAGGUGACGUAGAAGAAGUUUAUGAAACCUCCAAGAAACUUGUGGACAAUCCUCGGCUUGAGCUAAUGAAGAAGCAACUGCAUGACUUAGAAGAACUUGUUCAGCAACUAGAGAAAGAAGAGGAGGCUUUCUUGGGAGGAAGUCUUUCACACCUGACGAGGAGAUGCGAGUUUCAUUCAACGACAACCAAGGAUUAUUUUCUGAUACCAGGCCACUCUCGGACACUGAUUCCCAAAGGAACAGAACUUACAGUACUGGGACAACUUCCAAACAAUCGCUGGAGAUGUUGUGUGGAGCUUCCACGAAGUAAGUCAGCGGGACUUGCAAACGGACAACACUUGGAAUCAUCUUCGGAAGUCGAGAGUAUUUCUUCAUUCGAUACCGCCGACGACGAAAAUAUUACGAACACUAAGCCGAACACAGACAUUUUAAUCGGAAGCGUUCCGAACAGUCUACUCAACGAUUUAAGCAAUCUGAUUUCGUGUAAACUAAAAUGCGAAGACGGGACACCUGUAGCUUCCCCAGGGGUUACCCCUCAAUUAUCUCCCUUCCCAUCCCCACCUCACUCCCCUUAUUCCCCGCAUAAGAACAAUCGGGACUCGUCUCCAGGUAAGCGAAGUUCCUUACGCAGGUCUAUAGCGAGUGAAAAUCUUAGUGAACAAGAUAUAUGGGAACAAUUUUGCAUACCAUCCCCACCCUCGUCGCCUGUUACAUCACGAUCUACCUCCCCCUCAAUGUGUCUCUCUUGUUCUCCGGGUGGAUCGCUCGAGGAUUUGGAUUUUGUUGAUAAGGAAAGCUGCGAGACUGUAAAUCCCGAGGAAAAUAAGGAAUGUUCUAAAGUAAUUCUGAGACAAGGGAGAGAAAAAGAUGAAAGAGAUUUGUCGGUACUGAAAAGUCGUAGAGAAGCCACUUUUAUGAUCGACGAUAUUCCAGAGACUUACAUCGGAAGUGAUUCAGAGGAUGAUAGAAUGGUGACAGUGAUUGAUGAAGUACCCCCUCAUGAGCUGUUGGAUUCUGAGAACAUCGAACAAGAACCUGUGAAAAUGCGAGUUAAAAAGGACCAGUCACAUCGCGAUUCUGAUACUGAAUCAAUUGCUUCUCUACAACCAAAUUAUGCCUUUUUGGUCACGAAGAAGUUACGGCAGCGAGGGAUAAGCUUAAUUGUGGGAUCUUCCAGUUCAGAAGAUGAAAACGAUGACGAUAAAGAUAUGGGACCUCUUUCAAGGCUGUCACGAAGACGUCUGGACAAAGAAUUCUUACAAUUUGAAAGCGAAGGGACAGAACAGGAGAUUCGACCGUAUUCUGCAUUUGUCCCAAGAAAACAAGUUGGAAUCACCUUAAGUAGAGAGGUUCAAAACUUUGUUCCUCGCACGUCCACAAGAAACGAACUACUCCUAGACUACUCGUCGCCUUCCGACAAGCCUUCGCCGAUGAUUCGCUCAAACACGCUCACUACUUUUGAAAAGUUGGGAGACUGGAGUUCAACAGAGAAUGCUCCACCCAUCAAUCAACGUCGAACUCUUCAGCUGAGCAAAGACAGUUCAGCAGGAUUUGGUUUCACUCUGCAGACGUACGGAAUUGUCCAGCAAUCAGGUGAUGUGGAGUACAUGACUUUUGUUCUCAGUGUAGAAGAGGAUGGACCAGCCUACAUGGCAGGACUCAGACCAGGAGAUCUCAUUCUGGAAGUUGAUGGUGAAAGCGUGGAGAAGGUGGACCAUAAGGAAGUGGUGGCACGUAUUCACCAAGCUUCUAAAUCAGUCAGAUUGGUGGCAGUAUUUGUAGAUGCUCUUCGAAGAAUGAAGAUGAAUACCAGACUAAAAUUACUCCAGGCUGAACUGGCAGACAAGGAACUCUUAUUCCAAGAAUUGUGUAAGAGAGAAGAUGAAAUACUCCAAGGAAAGGGAAUUUCCUCCUCAGAUAUGUCUUCACUGGAUCUACCUCGAGAGAGAACGAAUUCUUUUCUGUAUACCCAAGAAUUAACCAGUACUUUCAGUAAACAAUCGCCAAAUGUUCACGACAGCGUUUUACAAUAUCGCCAAGCUUUACACGACAAAGAAGCUCGUCGAAGUUCUUUGCCAGAUGGAGUUGAGCUUGGAAAACAGCGAAUUACUGCGACCACUGGUUCUGAAAUGUUAAAAAAGUUUUCCUCUCCAGAUCUAAGCGCGCAGCGGCGCAAACCAAUCAGUGCUAAACUGAUAAAAAGUUUCCGCAAGAAAAAGCCGUCAGUGGAAAGUUUUAAGUCAUACUUGGAACUCGAUUUGGACGCUGAGAAUCCUGGGAAAGAGGAGGAAACUGGAAGUGAUACACCUGGUCCCGAUGUUUUUGAGCCAGCGUUGACCACCGCUGAAGCGACAGCUACGGCAGUGUUAGACGAACCCAGGACUUUAGAACGAGAAGCUCCAGUGACAAGCAAUUUUACUCCUUUAGAAGAAAAUCCAAAGCUAAGUUCUCUUAUACGAAGCAACAGUGAGCAGAACAGUUCUACCCUCUACAAGGAGUUUUCGGAAAAUCCUGAUGUGUCAAACCAAGAUCGAAUUGCACCAGGAAUAGCCCAGAUGAAGAAACGGUUUGAAAAAUCCUCGUCGUCAAAAACGUUACCGACAAAGUCUCCCAAGCCAGCGCAGGACGAACGGAAUGGAAACACUCUUGGCUCUAAUGCUCUCCGAAUGGCGGAAUUUCAUGAACUCAACCAGAGACAAACUCCUUCCUCCUAACGACAGGAAAAGUAACUUGAAAUAGAGACGAGAGAUGAAUUAAGGCAUAGUUAUCACGUGUCUUUGUGCACCUCCCCCUGAUAAGUCUUAAGUCAGAAUGAUGUUAUUGAGCAAACAAUUUGAUCCCUGAGGAAGGUGGAUUUGGGUGCAUCAAAAUUCUUUAUGUUCACACAUGAGGAACGUAUCGUGAGAUUAAAAAGCCCUGCGAGCAUCAAGGUGCCUAACCCACUCUAUCUCUCCCCGCUCCGCUCUUCUACGCAGAAGGUUCGGCGGGUGGGCGUUGCAAGGCCAAUUAGCCGCUUUACACAAAGAGCGAAGGCUCGUGUUGGAACGCAAGUGUACGCAAACUGAAAGUCGCCGGAAUAGUUACUGUAGUAUCUACAAUUUGCGUGAAGCCUCAGGGCUAGAUGAGAACCCUAAGCAAUUAACAAAUGUUUGGAGAAUUACAAUUUUUUUAAUUAAGUACCGUACUCAGAGAACUUGCAAAUGCAACGGAAUAACAAUUUCCUUACAGCAAUAGGGAAAGCUUUGAAUUGAUUCACCUACAAGUUAGUAGUCUCCUCGGAAUGACAGGUUUUGUGAUAAAAAUAAUUAAAGAAUGGAUGAUUUGAAAUUUGA
Messenger RNA from Pocillopora verrucosa, 4056 nucleotides. RefSeq lists its product as uncharacterized. Gene Ontology annotation, molecular function: protein binding. The record is from RefSeq and is a predicted model, not a curated record. Lineage: Eukaryota; Metazoa; Cnidaria; Anthozoa; Scleractinia; Pocilloporidae.